ACUUUGCUCCGUCUGUCAUUCACCUGCCUAAUGACGAUUUACUCAGGAUUUCCUCCCCCUUAGAAGUUUAAACUCUGUACGAUCGGGUCAAAGGUCAUUCAUACAGAUAUAGAUUUAAAAUCGUUUUUAUUCAGUCAAGAAGUUUAUUCUGAAAAGAAAUCAGAUUGGCAUCUUUCAAAAGAUAUUAAAAUGACGUAAAAGGAGAAUGAAGUUAAAAAUGAUUUGUUGAGUUGAAGUCUUUAAGGUAGGAAGAACUACUUUCCAUCACCCUAAUCUUUUGCUCAGGUUCUCGGUCAGAUUCAGGUCAGAACUCUGAGCUGCUCCAGAACAUUAGCAUUACUUCUCCAUCAACAAAUAUCAGAGGUGAGCAGUGAUCAAGUACAUUUACUUGUGUACAGUUUUUGUUUUAUUUGUACUUCACUUUGAGUAGCAUAUUUUUUGUUUUGUUUUUUUGGAAAAACUUUUUCUGAUGCUUAUUUCUAAAACUUUCAUUUCAUUCACAGUGAUUCUUGUAAACAUUGUGUGAUAAUGUUUGCGUUGCAGUUGGUUUAAUUUAUGACUGGCAAGUAUAUUCAUAUUUUACUUGUGCUACAUUGUCUCUGCUCCCAGUUUCAGUUGUUUCUCUGCUGGAUUCUGCUGAGUCCAGGUGGGUUUGAAGCAAAAACAAGCAGAGGAAUGAAGCUACUGCUAACUGUAUUCUUCUUUUAUUGUGAUAAAACAGGUAAGUAAAUCCACAAUUGCAGCACAGAUGAUUAGGGAUGCUUCAUCCGGAAGAUUUAUUUCCUUAAUUUUGGGAGAUCGGUGAUCGGUCGAUGCCUGCAUGUGAAACAGAUCUUCACAUCUAAUCAAUCAAAAGUGGUUGACUCGUCUAAAAAUCAACCACUGUCCUCUUUUGCUCUCCUGUGAUCGAGAUUUGACUGACAGACCAGCCCACAAGGUCAUGUCUGCACGUUUUCAGCUAAAAAUAGUCACACCACCAUUACUAACAUUUCAGGCAAAAUUAUUUUAUCGUCCAAAAACGGUACUGGCAGGUCAAGCUUUUUAAAGAUCGGUAAUCGGCGCACGCCUACAAAUAAGGUUUAAUUUUUGUAUUUGAUGCUUUUGAUCCUCCGGCGUGUUUAAACACAAUCAGGAUUUUUAUGUAAAGAGGUGCAGCGUCCUCGGUGUUUUUUAAUGGUGACCACAAUGAAGACUUAUUGGACACAUGUUCAAAUUUCCUUUUGGACAGUUAAAACGGGGGAGUAAAUCAUUCAAAAUAAUGUGUGAAACUGAAUUCAUAAAGUUUAUGUUAUAUUAUUAUGUAGCAGUGUAGAUCUUUCUUUACUUAAAAUUUUAUUGUAUGCAAUAAACAGAUUUAUUUAAAAAUAUACAUAAUGGCUUAGGACAACGUGUUAGUUGGAAUAAUGGUUAAAUAUGAAAUUUUGCUCCAUCCAUCCACUCCAGCAGUCGAUGGGCGAGCGUCGGGGUCAGCCCUGGAGAGGUCACCAGUCCAUCACUGGACGACUUAGAAAAAUACAGGACAGACAACCAACCACAUGGUCCCGUACUUAAUCCUUCAAUCAAGACUUGGUUAUGACUGCGGCUGAGAUAAUGAUGUAGGUUAGCACCUGUUCUGAUUAAAAACAACCGUGAAUCUUUUUGCCAUGGAAACGCUGACCUAUCAGCAACACCUCAAAGCGAGCGGUUUUCGUGACAUGCAGCGCUGUGUAAGCUUCGGCCAUCCAGUCCACUCAAAGAGAUUACAAAAUAACCUCAAACCUUUUUUAAAUUGUCUUUUGCUUUUCUUCUUAUGUAAGAUUUUAGUGCUUCUUCCUCUCGUGUGUGACAUGUUGUGCCCUAUAGAAAUUCACAGAUUAUCUUAGCAUUUAAAGGUUGUAAAAGUUGCCCAGCAGAGGAUAUCCGCAGCUCCGCAGUUACACAUAAACAUACCCUCACGGUGCAUUUGGAGAACAUGCAGUCUUUUCACUGUUCUCAAUGUGCUCAGAGUUUUGGUUAACCACAGGCUGACUCGAGAAAAGGGCAGGGUAUAAAAAGCUGCUGUGAGUUUUCUAAUGGAACCCGAAGUUGCUUUAGUUGUCGUGAAACGGGACAGAAGGGAAAACAUUUCUUCUCAGCAGCACGGGUCGUCGGUACAAUGUUGAAAUGUGGAAAAAUUUGCCACAUUAAUGCAGGAAAUCUCUUGGGGUUGUGUUGCAGAGACGAAAGAGAACUUCCUAUUUUAGCCCUGCUGGUAUUUUGAGCUCUUAAGCAACACGUUCUCUGCAAGAAGGAAAGAGGAGUUCAAGAGAGAAAAAAAACGGAAAAAUGUGCAGAAAUUUCUGAGGAAAAAAAGAAAGACAUGGCAGUGCAUGCUCCUGUUAACGGGACGACAGCGAUCCCUUGGAGAAGCAGCCGGCGGAGACUCUCGCUGCUAGAGAAGCUCAGGGGCUGUCAGGACGCCUGGUGUCCCCGUGGCCCCUGGGACAGAGAGGGGGCCCACGCUGCCAUCCGUGGAGCACCAGCCGGGAGCUUCCUGGUUGUGCGGGACUCUGUGACGUCUCAGCCCUGCCUGCUGUGUGUGUCUGCAGGGGAUCAGAAUGGAGAAGUUCUCGAUUAUAAUAUGAACUGCAAGGAAACAGCCUUCCAGCUCUCUGAGUCUCGUCUGUCUUUCUCUGAUUUGCCUCAGCUGGUGCUCUUCUACUCUCUGACCAGGGAUGUGCUGGCUGUCUGCCUGUCCAUCCCCCGUUGGCUCUACAGUCCAACUGAGAUGAAUCAAGAUCGUCUCUCUGAGCUUGAACCUAAAACGUGGUUGUCCACACCACCUGAACAACAAGCAGAAGAAAUGCCCAACAAGGAGCCAAGCCAUGUGAUGUGCUCCAUUCAGCUGACUUCUGCCAAUGGCGCCCUGUGCAUCAUAAAUCCCCUCUACGUUCAUGAACAUGGAGAUGACUGGUUGACUCACCGGCCAGCGGCUUUACAGUUAUCAAGUUUCAGACGACAGCGACGCCUGAGCACCACCCGGACUUGGGCCGGGGCUGGGAUACAAAGCAAACGAGCCAUCUCACUGGACCAGGAAUCCAAGGCUGCCGGUACAGAGGGAUCAGGUCUGACCAGAGCCAGGUCCGCUGAUUCCCCUCUCGGCCCACAAACGCCAACAGGAGUGGUCCUCCGGAGGCCCAGCCGGGAUUUGGCUUGUACCAUCCCUCAAAGAGCGAGCACGGGGAGCCUUUCCACCCCCACCACACCAGGAACACCUGAGCAGCACCGCCACAGCAGCCCUGUGCCUCAGUCUCCACACAGGGUGUCCUGGAUUGAAGAUGGAGUUUGGUUGCCUCCACCUAGGCCUUCGUCUUUGCUCCAACCCCCAUCGCUGGAGCUCGACUCGCUGUCCAUCAGCAGCAUAGAGGAGGAGCAGGAGUGCCAACUAGCAGGCCCAGGGCCCCUCCACCCUUCAGCGCACCGCUUGGCUGGUAAGGUCAUCAACCGUCUGUCAGCUGUGGGCCAGGCACUCGGUGGUCUGGUGUCCCAGAAGAAGAGGCUGACCAAUCGGGUGGUGGAGAUGAGCGAGAGGAAAGGAAAUGCCUUCGGAGAGGCAGUUAAAGGAUUUGUAGAGAUGACCCUGAAGGGAGGUUCUGACCCCACUGGGCCUAUGGGAGCAGAGUACCUACAGGAAGUGAGGUCAUCACUCUCGUCUCUCAGGGAGAUCCUGUUGGAUUAUCCAGACAUUCAUGCCAUACUGGACAGCAUCACUGACUUGAAUGACUCUGAGAUUGACUCUCUGGUGGAGCUCGCUCUUCACAAAGUGGCCUUGAAGCCCGUCUCCUCCCAUCUCUACUCCUGCAUCCACACCUCCAGGACCAACGACGGCAGCUUUCAGCGUCUCCAAGGAAACUUCCUGUUGCUAGAAAAGAACGGGGUUGAAGAACUUGGUGGAUCAAAAGGAGUCGGAGUCCCUGAUUCUGUCACUUUGGAGCGAAUACAGCAGAGAUGGGCCAGUAUGCAUGAGGCCUACUCCCCAAACAAGAAGAACCAGAUCCUCCUCAAGGUCUGCAAGAGCAUUUACCACAGCAUGAGCACUAAUACUACUUCUGCUGCAGGUGCGGUGUUUGGAGCUGAUGAUUUCCUGCCUUGUUUGACCUGGGUUCUCCUCCGUAGCAACUUGGUCAGCUUACAGGUGGACACGGACUACAUGAUGGAGCUGCUGGACCCCACACAGCUACAGGGAGAAGGUGGCUACUAUCUUACAACUCUAUACGCCUCUCUCUUCUACAUCACCAGCUUCCAGCCGCGGCUGGCUGCCCGCCAGCUCAGUGUGGAGGCCCAACACUCUAUCAACCAAUGGCAUCGCAGACGCACGCUCCACUGCAACAAGUCCCGCCGCAGCACGCACAGACGGACGAUUCGCAGGCAGACAGCCAAACAGAACUUGGAGACAGAAACUGAGAGCAAGAGUGAAAGUGGGGGAGAAAAUGAGUCUGAAAACGUUGAUGUUUCAGAGCGGCACACAGAAACUAGCACGGAUGCUGAGUGGAGACCAAGUGAGAACACAGAGUGUGAACAGGAACUAGGAGACCAGCCACAGACCACUGUGCAGUCAGACUUUCAACCUGCGAUGCAGCAAGAGGUGAUGACCAGCGAACAGGAAGACAAGCUGAGCGUUUGCAUAGAAACAGAAGAGGCUAAAGAUGAUUCUGAUGGAGAGCUGAGAGAACACCUGAGGUGACAAACUUCUGUCACACUAGGACAGUUUUUUUUUUUCUUAUAAAAGGUUUUGGUGGCUCUAAUUUGAAAGUAGUUUAACAGGAAACAGAGUAAUCAGAGAGGGGAAGACGUGUGGCAAAUGUCAGCAGGACGGGAAUCGAACCUGCGACCACCGCCGCAAGGACUAAGGCCUCAUUCGUAGGUCGUGCUUUGCCCCUGCACCACCACAGCACCCUGCAUUAUAACAGUUUGUCAAAGUCUUUCCCCCUGGGUCAAACAAACCCUUCCUAAACCCACAUUAAUCGCCCCUCUAAAACAGCAUCAUCUGCAUUUUUACAUCAAGAAAGUCCCUGAUGUGGGUCUUAGUUGAGGGUGUUCAGAGUGUUGCUUUCAUGUUUGGCCCAUGCCUCUGUGCGUUUCCGCUCUGGGUGUCGACUUUAUCUUCCUGUUCAGAUGGUGAUUCUAAUUUAACCUGUGUACGUGUUUGUAUUAGACCUGGUGCAGAAUGCUUCUCGCUCUUUGAAACCGGACAUCAGGUUAACGUCUCCUCAACUCUGAACACCGAGAAGCAGAGUCAGCGAAUUAGUCAGCGGUCUUAAAUUAGAGUUUGUUAAUUAAUAUAGCAUUUCUAAAGGUCUUGAGGUGAAUUACCUUGCUAAAUUAUUCAUACCACGUAAACUUUUUCACAUUUUAUGACUUUAUAACAAUGUAUAUGUCAUAUGUUGGCAUGGCCUGGUCAGAGUUUAGAUCUAAAUUCAAAUGAGAAGCGAUGACGAGCUGUUUUGGCAAAAAUUUAAAAGAAAUUGUACAUAUGCAAAAAUGGUGACAUCUUUUGUUGUUUUCAGACUGAAAAUUUUGAUUUCUCAGAAACAAAAGGAGAAAAAAAGAUUUUAAAACAAAUACAGUUUGGUUAAUAUUACAUGCUAUUUUUGAUAUUUCCCAGGGGGGCCACUGACCUGAGAUGGAGUUAUCUAAUAUGUCAAUUAAGCUUCUAUCAUUUUUAGUAUACAAAUGCAUAUAAUAUUAAAUACAUUUCUGUGAUCAGAUUAAAGUUAUGCACUGAUGUGCUGUUGCCAUUUCCUUUCAAAUAGGCAGCUGCUUCGAAGCAUCACUAGCUUGUUUCUUUAUCACUGUACCUCAACAAAUCGUUGCCAGUGGGGGUUUGUCAUAGGUCAGUAAUAUUUAACUGAGAUUUCUAUCUUCAAGAUUAUAUCUGUGUAGCACACACAAGCUUUUAUUUAUCAGACAGCGAUAAUGUUCCAUGGAUGUGUAGCACUGCUGGCUUUUAAAUAAAGAUCUCUUCUCCUCCC
Poecilia reticulata (guppy) is the source of this 5990-nucleotide messenger RNA. It is a transcript of the gene rinl, whose product is annotated as Ras and Rab interactor-like. Gene Ontology annotation, molecular function: guanyl-nucleotide exchange factor activity; small GTPase binding. Gene Ontology annotation, biological process: vesicle-mediated transport. Lineage: Eukaryota; Metazoa; Chordata; Actinopteri; Cyprinodontiformes; Poeciliidae. Gene Ontology annotation, cellular component: endocytic vesicle; cytosol. The record is from RefSeq and is a predicted model, not a curated record.